This is a messenger RNA of Nymphaea colorata (pocket water lily), 3914 nucleotides long. Its product is annotated as protein-tyrosine-phosphatase MKP1-like. The record is from RefSeq and is a predicted model, not a curated record. Gene Ontology annotation, molecular function: protein tyrosine/serine/threonine phosphatase activity. Lineage: Eukaryota; Viridiplantae; Streptophyta; Magnoliopsida; Nymphaeales; Nymphaeaceae. Gene Ontology annotation, biological process: protein dephosphorylation. Bases 887 to 3541 code for a protein of 884 amino acids. The transcript has 2 exons.
ACUGGUCUGAGUAAUGGAUUGGGUUGGGAACUGGGGGGAAUGAUGGAGUGGGACCUCCUCGUUCUUCUUCAUCUUCUGCGAGAAGCCUCGCCCAGUUCAUCGUAUCUUUGUGUCUUUAACAGCACAAAAGGGAAAAGAAAGAGCUUGCUGGAGAAAAAAUUAGUACUAAAGGGAGUUCACAUGAAACCCAUGUCAUCCUCACAUCAUCAGUGCGGUUGACGGCCUUGACCCGUCUCUCUCACUCUCUCUCUACCUACCUUCUGAGAAACUGAGGCGAAUCACAGUUGCAUAGUCCUCAAUACUACUCCCCAUCCCUCUUCUCCACCCACCAUCCUCUGUUUCUCUCCUUGCUUAGGCCAUCUUCACCUCGUUCACAAACUCUCUCUCUUUCUCUGAGGUAGUCUUGUCUUUGCCUUUUGUUUUGUCUUUCAUUAGCGAAAGGGAAUUGGUCUUGUUCCGAGGGUGGAAAGUUUCUCAUAUUUCGGCUAUUUGUUUCAUUGAAAACUGCAUGUUAAUUACCCCAGAUUCUCGUGCUCUUGCAGGCUUCUUCUGUAGGGUUUACUUGGUCAGAUUUUUUUGCUCCCCAACUCUUUCUUUUUAUUUCUUUGUCCCUGUCUUUGUUUGCUGUCUUUGAAUUUUUGCUUGGAAAGAGUCAACGAUUUCGUGUUGGACUUGUUGCUCUCCAACAGCUGCGCGUUUUCUCCAUUUCGAUUCACCUUGGUGUUGAAUUCUGGGGCCUCUAGGACCGAUUCAGGUCGAGCAAAUGCGUGCUCCCUGUUCUUCGUCCAUCCCUCGAUGGUACCAUGCUCUUGUUUUGCGCUGCGCAAUUCGUUAAUGGGUAGUUUGAAAGCUUCCUGAUACAGAGCAGUUGAAUGGUCCGGUUGCAAUGAUCGAGGGAGAUGCAGAGGCGAGCUCCCGGAGGGAAGGUUCUUCCUCCGUUCCUCAGAGGAAAACUUUCUGGAGAUCAGUUUCAUGGUCUUCGCGCUCUCCGUCUUCCAGCUCUGCUACUGGCGACGGUGAAGGUUUGCCAUCGAAUUCUGCUUUCGCCGGCGAGAUGGGCAAGUCUCCCUUCUCCAGCGGGCUCCCUGCUCCACUUACCCCUCGCUCCCAGCACAGCUCCAAGGCGAGGUCUGCGCUGCCCCCUCUGCAACCACUUUCCAUCUCCCGCAGGAGUGUGGACGAAUGGCCGAAGGCGGGGUCCGACGAUUUAGGCGAGUGGCCUCAUCCGCCGACGCCUGGCGCGAGUCUUCGGUCCUAUAACAUGGCUGGCCUGAAUAUCGACCUUAAUUCUGGUGGCCUUGGCUCAGGGAAGAAAGAGUUUCUGCUUAAGAAGGACAAGAUCGCCUUCUUUGACAAGGAGUGCAGUCGGAUCGCGGAGCAUAUCUACUUGGGCAGCGACGCCGUUGCCAAAAAUAGGGAAAUUCUGAGGCAGAAUGGCAUCACCCACGUUCUGAACUGCGUUGGAUUCGUCUGCCCAGAGUAUUUCAAGAAGGAUCUCGUCUACAAGACUCUGUGGUUGCAGGAUAGUCCUUCCGAGGAUAUCACCAGCAUCCUCUAUGAUGUCUUUGAUUAUUUCGAAGACGUAAAGCAGCAGGGUGGAAGAGUUCUAGUCCAUUGCUGCCAGGGAGUUUCGCGUUCGACCUCGCUGGUGAUUGCCUACCUCAUGUGGAAAGACGGGCGGAGCUUUGAUGAAGCAUUUGAGUAUGUGAAAUCUGCCCGGCCGACGGCGAAUCCAAACGUCGGAUUCACUUGCCAGUUGCUGCAAUGCCAGAAGAGAGUGCAUGCUGCCCCACUUAGUCCGAGCUCAGUGCUCAGAAUGUACAGAAUGGCUCCUCACUCACCCUACGAUCCACUUCAUCUGGUGCCCAAGUCUUUGAAUCGGCCUGGUGCCCUAGCCCUGGACUCCAGAGGGGCAUUUGUUGUUCAUGUUCCUUCUGCAAUUUAUGUGUGGAUUGGAAAAGAAUGCCAUCCUGUAAUGGCGAAGGAUGCCAAAGCGGUAGCAUGUCAAGUCGUUCGUUAUGAGCGAGCUCAAGGUUCGGUGGUUAUGGUGGAAGAAGGUCGAGAGAUGCAAGAAUUCUGGGAUGCCUUAUGCAGUGCUCCUCUAUCCGUUGAUGAUACUGAUAGUACAAAAAAGGAAGGACGUGCAGGUGAUGCAGUUGAGUCUAAGAGAACUGCAAAGGAUCAGGUGGCUCUAGCAAUUAAGCUUGGGACCGGUAACAAGAAGGUUCAAGCAUAUGAUGUCGACUACGAGAUCUUUCAGAAGGCGCUUUCAGGUGGUGUUGUUCCACCGGUUGGAUCUGAUACUAAACUUCCUGAAAGGGAAAAUGGAUGGAGUGCACUUCGGCAGAAGUUCAGCAAUGGCAGUGGGAAAGAUCUGGUACUUACAUCCAGGAUGAAGGAUAGUGAUGCCCCUCCUGCUGAGAGUCCACUGGUUAGAGAUUCGGAUUCAUGCCAGGAUAGUUUUGCUGUUGAUGCAUCUGAUCCUUCUUGGGUUCUGCCUUCUCCUACAUUGUCACCUGCAUCAGUCUUUUCUGAUUCAAAUACUAGCUUGAAUUCCAGCACUUUGUCACCUUCACCUUCACCAUCAUUUUCACCGUCCAUAUCAGACUUUGGCAGUUCAUCCACGCCUUCUCCUGUUGCAUCCACGUGGUCUGAUUUCACGUUCAUGUCUUCUAGAUCACCAUCUCCAACUGCACCAUUUGAUAAGCCAUUUCCAUUUAUAAACCGCUUGGAGCCUGCACCAAAAGCGGUUCCUGGCCCAAAUGAAGGACAACCUCUAUCUCUAGCCGAGCGCAGAGGAAGUAUGUCACCAUCUUUGAAGUUGCCCUCAUUGGUUCAUCAUCAUCCCCAUAUUUCUUUAAUGAGGUCACGGUCCAUUUCUCUACCAGUUUCAGAUGAAAAGAAAUUAAGUGGAAGCAGUGACAGCAUGCUUAUAUCUGAAGGUCCGGAGAGCUCAAGCAAAAAGGACCAUCCAUUGGAUGCCACAGAAAUGGGCAGUGUAACGGAAGUUAAUGUUAUGCUUGAGAGUUGCAAUGACAGCUUGCUCGCGAGAGACUUUCAUCUGAAAUUGAGUACUUUAGAUGGUAGUACUUAUUCUAGAAGUUCUAAUAUGACUGAUGCAUUACUUGAACGCCAAGACUCUCAAGUUUCUGGUCUCCCGAAAAAACUGACAUCUAAUGACUCUAAAUCAUCCAUAUUCCGGUGGCCUGAUCUGCGAAGAGCUGAGGUGCAUGGAACUUGCAUUCCAGACUCCAAUUCAGUUUUUCUUUCGCCAGUGCCAGCCUUAGGAGAGGAGCAUAUUAAGGUUUUAUAUGUCUGGGUUGGCAAAAAUACUGAGCUUGAUAGGUUUCGUAAAAUGAACAACAAUGAUAACACAAGUCCUAAAGAGUUCGACUGGGAGAGAUUUAGUAGUGAACUUCUCAAGCAAAUGGAACUGCCAAGUCUCAUCCAUUUACAGAUAGUCGAAGAGGAAAACGAACCAGAGGAAUUCCUAGACCAUCUUAAGUCUAUCUCAUCAUCCCACAUUGAGGAUAGCUGCUGAAGUGAAGAGACCCUGUUUGAACAAAGUCAUGGCACCUAGUUAUUCUUUGGCCCCUUAUGCCCAACAGAUCUGCAAGGCCAAGAAAUUUAAUUAUAACGAUCUGUUUUCAAAGUGUAAGGCUAAUGAGAGCAGAUCUGUGUUGACAUUUAGUCCCUGAACAGAAUCUGUUGAAUGCACAGUGUGGGCUUUGUCCAAAGAAGCUGCCGAGUUUGACGGUGAAACAAUCACAAGGGCAAAGAAGUUUGUGAAGAAACGGAAGCAUACACUAUUUCUUCUGUCCUCUGGUGCAAUCGAAAAAAUAGGUGCAACCAAUGCCAAAGGCAUUGCGUUGAUACAGUGUUUUAUAGUAUAAUAAAAACUUAAAUUCGUAGAA